GGCCCUUCCAUUUUCCUCGCCUCCAUCAGGCUCACAUUUUGGAAGUCAUUUCUUGCAGCAAUAAUCCCAUUGACGGUUUCAUCUGUGUCCGUUUUCGUAGGCAAUUCGUACCUUGGCGAGUCACAUCUCCUCCAACAGAAGAAGAUGGCGCCUCUCCCCCGGGUGGCCUGCUUCCACGGCGGCGGCUCCUCGGCCUCGAUCUUCGCGGCGCAAUGCGACGCGCUGCAGAAGCACCUCUCUUCCGCCUUCGAAUUCGUCUUCUUUGACGCUCCUUACGAGCGGGAUGCCGGACCGGGUGUCCUGCCCUUCUUCUCCUACGAGAAGUUCGGGCCGUACCGCACGUGGUUCUUCAAGAACGAGAGCGGAGCGGAGGUCCCUGAUGGGAGGAGGGAUGGUGGGGGAGGUGAGGGUGGUAUUGAGAGGGUGCUGAGGAUGAUCAGGGAGAAGGGGGACGGGGGUGAGUGGGUGGGCUGUAUGGGGUUUAGUCAGGGGACGAGGAUUGUGGGGGGGUUGCUGCUGCAUCAGCAGAAGAGGAGGGAGAUGGGGUUCCAGAGAGAGGAGGGGGAGGUGGAUUUUAAGUUUGGGGUACUGUGUAUGGGAUCUUUUGCGCCGAUGGUGUCGGAUUUGACGGGUCCGGUGAUGAGUCUGUCUGGUGGUCCAGACCUUAUCACCAUUCCGACAUUGCAUCUCCACGGGACAAAAGAUGUCAAUUACGCCAAUGGGAAGAAGCAAUUGGCUGCGUAUUAUGAUCGGAAAACGGCGAGGCUGUUGGAGAUCGACUAUCACCAUGCCAUGCCAUGGUUUAGAGCCGAUUUGAUGAAGUUUGUAGACGGCAUAGAGAGUAUCUAUGAGGAUUCUCAAGAUGAUUAAUGACUGGCGGGUAUAGCAUUGUGAAUUUUGGGUUAGAUAUCUGGAUCGGGAUGGAGUUCAUAGGCGGAAAAUCUCUGGUUCAGGUCAACCUAAAUACGUUUGACAGGAGGAGCAUAUGUCAAAUAUCAAGAAUAGUUUCCGCCUUUUUCUGCAAGGUCAACUUUGGAACCAUCUCGAAGAGAGAAGUCACGACUCGCAAAGAAAGAUUCCCUUCAACCUCGAUAAUCAGCUCUCUCUAAUACAUCCUUUUCCUCAAA
Molecule: messenger RNA, 1127 nt
Organism: Hyaloscypha bicolor E
Lineage: Eukaryota; Fungi; Ascomycota; Leotiomycetes; Helotiales; Hyaloscyphaceae
Exons: 2
Coding region: 145-870 (241 amino acids)
Biological process (GO): secondary metabolite biosynthetic process
Cellular component (GO): nucleus; cytoplasm
Source: RefSeq, a predicted model, not a curated record